Molecule: messenger RNA, 998 nt
Organism: Callorhinchus milii (elephant shark)
Lineage: Eukaryota; Metazoa; Chordata; Chondrichthyes; Chimaeriformes; Callorhinchidae
Gene: crip1
Product: cysteine-rich protein 1
Exons: 5
Coding region: 185-418 (77 amino acids)
Biological process (GO): intrinsic apoptotic signaling pathway in response to DNA damage; regulation of gene expression
Molecular function (GO): zinc ion binding
Source: RefSeq, a predicted model, not a curated record
UCUAAUCUGCAAAAUUUGCUUCCUGUCUUGAGUGCAGCUUAUGCAGUGCAGAGCUAUCACUCACUCCCCCACCCUUUCCUCCCCAAGUAUAUAAGUACUGGUCUUUUAGUUGGGAGUGUCACAUAAGGAAAUACCAUCCAGGUACUUACAGUCUACAUCUAAGCAAGUCUCUCUGCCUCCAAAGAUGCCUAAGUGUCCCAAAUGCCAGAAAGAAGUCUAUUUCGCUGAAAGGGUGACCUCCCUGGGGAAGGACUGGCAUAGACCAUGCUUGAAGUGUGAAAAAUGCAACAAAACCUUGAGUCCAGGCUCACAUGCAGAGCAUGACGGAAAACCCUACUGCCAUAACCCGUGCUAUAAUGCACUCUUUGGGCCGAAAGGUUUUGGACGUGGGGGUACUGAAAGUUUCGACUACAAAUAAACAUUGGGUUGAGUUUGUCUUCACUCACAGCAGCGACUGGGCAGCUGAAGAGGAAAGCCAAGAGAAAUUUUGAAAACUUUUUAAUUAAAAAUUCUAAUUAACAAUUUGAAUGUCUCUACUAUUAACCUUCAUUGACUGUAUACUAGACUGUAUACUAGUGUGUAACCAGUGUAUGGAAUGUACACUGGAACCAGUGUGUAACUAAAUGCAAUUUUAUAUUAUAUGUAACCAGCUCUGCUGUCUACCCAGAGUAUAAAAAAAUGUUGUACCAAGGCAGGUGGAAUUAUUAAACAGUGAGCUAUUACUAUCAUAGCAUCAUGGAAUUAUACAGUACAGAAGGAGGCCAUUCGGCCCAUUGUGUCUGUCCUGGCUCUUUGAAAAGAGCUACCCAAAUCAAUCACACUCCCCCGCUCUCUUCCCAUAACCCUGCAAACUUGUCCAUCCCAAAUAAUUCUCUAACCACACUUCUCUGAGACAGCCUGCUGAGGUGAAUCUUUAGUGAGAGAUAUUCCAUGCUGUUUUCCUGUUAGUUUGUAUUUUUAUGGAUAAAGGUGGCAAUAAAAAAAAUUCCUGUUCAUGA